ACCAGAAAGUCCAGUUGGCUUACUUAUGCAGCGAUCCAUUGACUUUGUCUCCUCCGUUUUUUUAAUCACACAUGCACAUGUGGUUUUCAGAAUCAUGGAAGUGCAAAACGUGCUUUGAAAGCUUCAUGUUUUAAUAAGCACCAUAGAUUAGGGCUAGUACAAAGAUCUAAAGAGGCAGGAUCACGAGGUUUCAUUCAUGAAUUAUCAAUCAUACUCACUCACACUCGCUAUUUAAACACCAGUUCAAGUCUCUCUUAAACUUCGCCCAUAAUUACAAGCAAAAAAUGGCACCACAAAAACGCAUAGGUCUCAUAGGUCUUUCCGCCGGAGGAUCUUGGGCUUCGCGAUCCCAUCUCUCGUAUUUGAACUCAAGCCCAUACUACACUAUCACAGCUUUACAAAAUAGCUCCAAGGAAUCUGCCGAAGCAUCCGCUAAAGCAUACAACCUUUCCAACGUCUCCACCCAUGGCAGCCCGGAUGAUCUAGCCAAAGAUCCAAAUGUUGACAUUGUAGCGGUCAGCGUCAAUGUUCCUCAACACUACAAGCUCACAAAGCCUGCAAUUGAAGCGGGGAAAGACGUUUUUGUUGAAUGGCCUCUAGGAAAAACUCUAGCUGAAGCCGAAGAGCUCACAAAGCUUGCUCAAGACAAAGGAAUCAAAACCAUGGUUGGCUUGCAAGCACGUUAUAAUCCCUCCUUCAUCAGAGCCCGCGAAAUCGUCAAGAGUGGGAAAUUAGGAAAGAUCAUGCAGAGCACAAUGUUCGGUCACGGGGUGCUCUACGCUCCACAAAUACCCCCUAGUUACGAGUACACGCUCCCUAUUGAAAACGGUGCGAACUUAAUUACCAUCCCUUUUGCACAUGCGGUGGAUGGCCUCGCGUUUGUCUUGGGCGAGUUUGAGAGCUUGUCGGCGACGUUGAAUAAUGCUCGGCUAGAGCAUUCGGUUGUGGACGCUGACGGCAAGGAAUUGAGAAAGUCUGCAAAGACAGCGCAUGACACCGUGAGUGUGACGGGAAAGUUGGUCGAGGGUGGUGGUAUCGUUGAUGUUACCUAUGUAGGAGGGUUUUCGCGCACCGAUCGCAACUUCCAUUGGGAGAUCAACGGCACGGAAGGUUCGCUGGUGUUGGAAGCUGAUUCAGGACAUGUACAGAUGUAUCAACCUACAGUCAAGCUCAUUCUGGGCGACGGCGAAGCGAAGAAAGUAGAAGAUAUAGAAGUGGAGAAGGCUGGAAAACCAGAGGAGGGCGAUUUCUCCUUUAAUGUGGGCAAGGCAUGGGAUGUCUGGGCAGAGAGCCCUGAUAAUGUCAUCGAAUUCAAGGACGCCGUGUUGAGGCACAAGAUGGUUGACGCUAUCUAUCGAAGUGCGGAGAAGGGAACUGUGGAGAAGUAUCUCUGA
This is a messenger RNA of Periconia digitata, 1394 nucleotides long. The record is from the annotation of a GenBank genome assembly. Lineage: Eukaryota; Fungi; Ascomycota; Dothideomycetes; Pleosporales; Periconiaceae.